AUGAAGGCGGCUUCCCCUUCAACUUCUCCAAAGCCCACUGCCAUGUCUACUCCUUUUGCCACUCUUCCUGUUGAGACCAUCGUCGACAUUCUACGGUUCUGUUCUGCAGAAUGCUCACCCGUCAUGCUCCCCACUCCGCCGACCUUUGCGGAGACUUGUCGCACCAUCGCAGGUGCUGACCUGUCCACUCUCUCGCAAGUAUGUCGCGGAUUCGCCACCGUCAUUCGCGACACUCCAAGCUUGUGGUCGACGAUUACCAUCGACUUGCGAUGUUUUACACACAUCUCGGCGGACGACCCAUACCACGGAAACAAGAAUCAAGCGUAUAGGGCGGAUUAUAAUGUCAUUAUCAACCUGGUCAGGCGCGUAUUGGAACUGGGGAAGGACACACCAAUCACCAUCAACUUCGUGCAGGCCCGCGAUCUGUAUCCCAUCCAGCUCCUCGAGCUAGUCGCCCAAUCCGCUGGCCGUUGGCGCGAUGCCACCUUCUAUAUCCACCCAGUCAUGCUCCACGGUCUCUUUGCUGUUCACGGAAAUCUCCAUCGCCUCGAAAACCUCACAAUUGUGCGAUGCCUUGGCGAUGUAGAGGACCUCGCAUCUUCGCUCGAGAGACCUCUUUCAUGGUUCUCGGUUGCCCCUCGUCUCACUCAAGUCAAUUUUCCUGGCCCGCUCCGCGUUGGACUGCUCCACAUUCCCGUCGAGCAACUCGAGCAUCUUCAAUGCAGUCCCCAGUAUGCCGAUAUCCCCGCCUUCCUGCAAAUUGCCACCCGAAUGGGGCCAGGCUCCCAGCUCAACGUCGAGCUGCAUGUCGACUGGUUUGAAGAUGAUAUAAGCAAUGCAGUCCAUCUCGAAGGCCAGCAUUUCCAGCAACGUGUCGACAGUGCUUUGCAAAACUUGCGAAUCACUGCCGUUCAUGAUCAAUCACCGGACUAUAUCGCGUGCUCCGACGGAAGCGCUGUUGGCUUCCUCCUGCAAUCCCUCCGCCUCCCCAAUCUCGAUUCAUUUGAGCUGAUUGCGGCACCGCAAACCCCUGUUCCUCUUGUUUGGCCGCAGGACGCGGCCCUGGGGUUUUUCGGGAGCUCCUCGGGAAAGAACUUGACCACUUUAAUGCUGCAAGAUGUCCGCUUGUCUCCCCAGCAGCUUUUGGCUGUCCUCCACUGCCUCCCCAUCCUGCAAGAUCUUUCCUUCGCGGAUUUCGUGGGUGACGAUCCGGACGACGGAGACGAUAUUCCGGCCCUCUUCACGGACGAGCUCCUUCACGCGCUCUCCCAGCCUCAGGGCCAGCUCGUCCCGCGUCUUGCCCGCCUGAUGGUCACCUCCAAAGCGGCAUUUGCCGAGCCGGUGUUGUCCAGAUUUAUUAUGCAAAGGCUGCGCCCUGGGCAAGUGUUCACAUUUACGCUCCUGUGGGUCCCGAGCUUUGCGUCGAUGUUUGAGGCGGAGCUGGACUAUGCUAUUGAACGCUGGGUGGAGGCCGGACUUCUGUGCUGGGAGAGUCGGGACUUUCCCAGCUAUGCUAGGGAUUGA
Mycena indigotica is the source of this 1524-nucleotide messenger RNA. RefSeq lists its product as uncharacterized. The coding region runs from base 1 to 1524 and encodes 507 amino acids. NCBI's taxonomy places the organism in Eukaryota, Fungi, Basidiomycota, Agaricomycetes, Agaricales, Mycenaceae. The record is from RefSeq and is a predicted model, not a curated record. The transcript has a single exon. Gene Ontology annotation, molecular function: protein binding.